Rhodotorula toruloides NP11 is the source of this 1629-nucleotide messenger RNA. Its product is annotated as cytochrome P450, family 83, subfamily A, polypeptide 1. The coding region runs from base 1 to 1629 and encodes 542 amino acids. NCBI's taxonomy places the organism in Eukaryota, Fungi, Basidiomycota, Microbotryomycetes, Sporidiobolales, Sporidiobolaceae. The transcript has 11 exons. Gene Ontology annotation, molecular function: iron ion binding; heme binding; oxidoreductase activity, acting on paired donors, with incorporation or reduction of molecular oxygen. The record is from RefSeq and is a predicted model, not a curated record.
AUGGAUCUGAACGCUACGCUCGUGUCUCCCGGCGUACCCGCAACGCUCGACUCCCCCUCGUCCCCAUUCGACCUCGACCUCUCGACUCCCCAAGUCCUGCUCGGCACCGUUCUCUUCGGACUCGCUUCGAUCCUCGUCUUGCUCUGGCCGAGGAAAGCAGCUAAUUUGCCUCCUGGGCCGAAGCCGGGGUUCUUGGUCGGCAACCGCAAUCAGGCGCCGAAGAGCAAACCCUGGCGUUGGUUCCGUGACUUGAACCAGCAGUACGGCGAUGUCGUCUACCUCCAGAUGGGUCAAACGCCCACCAUCGUCCUCGGCUCCGCGCAAGCAGCCUGGGACCUGCUCGAAAAGAAGUCCAACAUCUACUCGUCGCGUCCGAGGUUCAUCAUGGGCCAGGAGUUGUUGUCGGGCAACAUGCGUGGCUUGAUGAGCGGGUACAACGACUUCUGGCGACGCUGGAGGAAGGUCUUGCACGGCGCUUUCAUGCAGAAGGCGGCCGACAACUACAAGCCCAUUCAAAACCUCGAGUCGAAGCAGCUCAUGCACGACCUCCUCACCAGACCCGAAGGUUUCCGCGACCACCUCGAGCGAUACGCGGCGUCUGUCAUCGUCACAGUGAACUACGGCCGCAGGGUGCACAACGUCUGGACCGACACGGUCGUCUGCGAAAACCGAAGGUCGAUGGACGUACUUACCUCUGUCAACAUCCCCGGGAAAUACCUCGUCGAGAGCCUGCCGAUCCUGCUCAAGCUUCCCAACUUCCUCACCCCGUGGCGCCAGUACGCCCUCGAGCAAAAGCAGCGCGACAUCGACCUGUACCUCGGGCUCGUCCAAGAAGUCAAGGACAAGAUGGCUAAGGGCACUGCACCCUACUCGUUUGCCAAGCAACUCAUCGAGGAGAAGGAGAAGUGGGGAAUGAGCGACCUCGAGAUUGCGUACACCUGCUCGACUCCGUUCGGCGCUGGCGUCGAGACUUCAUCCGGAACGCUUUUGUCGUUCUUCCUCGCUUGCGCGCAUGCGGGCGAGACGUUCAUCCCCAAGGCGCAGGAGGAGCUCGACCGAGUUGUUGGAAAGGACCGCCUCCCGACUUUCGACGAUUUCCAGGACCUGCCCUACGUCCGGGCCGUCGUCAACGAGACGCUGCGAUGGCGACCCAUCGCUGUCCUCGGAGGCACACCACACGCUUCUACCGAGGACGAUUGGUACAACGGAAUGUUUAUCCCGAAAGGCUCGACCGUCAUCGCCAACCUCUGGAGCAUUCACCUCAACGAGAAGGACUUCCCCGAACCGCACAAGUUUGACCCUGAGCGUUUCAUGGUCAAGCGCGACUACCCUGGUCGGUGGGGACACAGCGCCUUCGGUUUCGGUCGUCGCAUCUGCCCAGGCAUGCACCUUGCCGAAAACUCGAUCUACAUCAACAUCGCCCGCAUCCUCUGGGCAUUCAACAUUUCGAAGGCGAAGGACGCAUCAGGAAACGACAUUCCAGUCGACAUCUUCGAGUUUACCGAUGGCUUUAACUCCAUGCCCAAGCCGUUCAAGUGCAGCAUCAAGGUCCGCAGUCCUGCUCACGCCGCCGUCAUCGAGCGCGAGUACAGCGAGGCUGCGGAAGAGUUCAAGCAGUUCGAGGAGUAG